Messenger RNA from Psilocybe cubensis, 1320 nucleotides. RefSeq lists its product as uncharacterized. Gene Ontology annotation, molecular function: dihydrolipoyllysine-residue succinyltransferase activity. Gene Ontology annotation, cellular component: oxoglutarate dehydrogenase complex. The record is from RefSeq and is a predicted model, not a curated record. Gene Ontology annotation, biological process: tricarboxylic acid cycle. Bases 1 to 1320 code for a protein of 439 amino acids. The transcript has 10 exons. Lineage: Eukaryota; Fungi; Basidiomycota; Agaricomycetes; Agaricales; Agrocybaceae.
AUGCUCUCAAAACGUAUCAUCGCCGUCGCGCGCGGUCGCUCUCUACUGCGACCUCAGCAUCUCCAGGAUGCUUCAAAAGUCCUGAUUCGCUCCAGGAUCGCACAGUUCCACUCAAGUCGUCUGCUACAAGCCGAGACUGUUAAAGUUCCCCAAAUGGCGGAAUCCAUUACCGAGGGUACAUUGAAGACGUGGACAAAGCAAGUCGGCGACACUGUCGAAGUCGACGAGGAGGUCGCGACGAUCGAGACUGAUAAGAUUGAUGUGUCGGUGAACGCAACAAAAGCUGGAACCAUCGUGAAACUACUCGCGAACGAGGAGGAUACCGUUGUUCCAGGGCAAGAUCUCUUCGUUAUUGAGGAAGGAGAGGUUAGCCAAUCCUCAACGCCCGCCCCUCCCCCACCAAAAGAAGAGAAGGGACCCUCAGAAACAGAGUCAAAACCCAAAACUAAAGAUGCUGAGGAACCUAGCGACCAACAGACCGAUAAGAAGCUGCCACCACCUCCCAAACCUUCGGAUUCCACCAAGAAGGAGCUCAAGGUUGAAAAGGAGUCCUCAAAAGAGAAGGCCCCUAAAAAGGAGAAGGAAAGUGCACCCGCCGCCCCCAAACCUGCUGUUGGUAGCAGGAAUGAGACCAGGGUGAAAAUGAACCGCAUGCGUCUGCGCAUCGCUGAGCGUCUCAAGCAAUCGCAGAAUGCCGCCGCAUCGUUAACCACUUUCAACGAGAUUGAUAUGUCUGCUCUCAUCAACAUGCGCAAGAAGUACAAGGAUGCUGUUCAGAAGGAGCAUGAUGUGAAGCUGGGCUUCAUGUCCUUCUUUGCCAAGGCUUCCGUGUUGGCGCUUAAGGAGAUCCCUGCUGCCAAUGCCAGCAUUGAGGGCGAAGAGAUCGUUUAUCGCGACUACGUUGACUUGAGUGUUGCGGUCGCUACUCCCAAGGGAUUGGUUACGCCUGUGGUGAGAAACGCUGAGGCAAUGGGACUCGUUGACAUCGAGAAGGAAGUCGCUGCUUUGGGCAAGAAGGCUCGCGACGGAAAGUUGGGCCUUGAGGAUAUGGCUGGAGGCACAUUCACCAUUUCUAACGGAGGCGUUUUCGGGUCUCUCUAUGGAACACCUAUCAUCAACUUGCCUCAAGCUGCUGUCCUCGGUAUGCACACCAUCAAAGAGCGCCCCGUCGUUGUCGACGGACAGAUUGUCAUUCGUCCCAUCAUGGUCGUCGCCCUUACCUACGACCAUCGUUUGAUGGACGGCCGUGAGGCUGUUACCUUCCUUGUGAAAGUCAAGGAAUACCUCGAAGAUCCCGCCAAGAUGCUUCUUGCUGUUUAA